Arabidopsis lyrata subsp. lyrata is the source of this 868-nucleotide messenger RNA. RefSeq lists its product as uncharacterized. Bases 27 to 602 code for a protein of 191 amino acids. The transcript is spliced from 2 exons. Lineage: Eukaryota; Viridiplantae; Streptophyta; Magnoliopsida; Brassicales; Brassicaceae. The record is from RefSeq and is a predicted model, not a curated record.
AAUUUGGUUCAUAGAAAAGUAUCUAUAUGAACGGCAGAUUUUUUUUCCUAAAAAGGACCAUUGAAAAGAGAAAGCUCCCAGGCACAAUUAUCGAAGUCGCCUCACCAAAACCUUUUUCCGGCACCGGUAGAGCCUCUGCUUGCCGGUGCCGGGAUCUUUUUCCUUCUCGGCGAUUUCUCUUCAAAAUCUCUCUUGGUUGGAUCCUCUUCUUUUCGUUUUCUAAUCUUUUUGCUCCUUUCAAUUUGUCCCUUACAUCCAAAAGUGUUGAGACCGACACAUACACGACCGUGCUUACUGUUGGAGCUAGCUCCUUUACCCUUAAACUUCCCGCGAUUCUCAUGGGUCGUCCUUCUCACCGGCUCCCCUCGAAGUCAAGACCAGCAACUCACGGCUCCUCUCUGUUGGAUUUAGAUCCCCCCACCAAGCGUUUUGCUUGGAUGCGGUUGGACCGGAGCUCUGCUUUGACGUCGGAACCGAUGAAGAACACGAUAACGGAUCUCUCAACCCACUCCUCAUCUUUGGCAGCGCUGGUUCGGCCAGAUCUCGUACCUAGAAAACUCACCGCCGUUUUGCAGCCGCCGUCGGCGAAGAUGGGAGAGUGAUGAAUCAUGGGAUUAGAUUAUUGUUUAUGUGCAGUGGAUUACAUUUUUUGUUUCCCGGAGAAGAAAGGCUUCUUGCAUAAUGGCCUAAUGGGUACCUGUGUAAAAUUUUAAGGCUGGAGAAGAUCUUAAGACUUGAUGUUAUAUUGAUUAGUUUGAGUUUUAUGUGGUUUUGGUGUUUCUGAUUUGUGUUCUUAAGAACUUUAGAACAACGAUUGUGAUUUGUGUUGUGGAUGUGAUCUAAAAUAUAUUGUAAACUCUUUUAAAUC